AUGACUAAGCUUGUUGCUACAGAAAGGGACCUCAUUCAGUCCUUCAAAGAUUACGUCACAGUAGAAGAGGCCCAUGUAGCACAUUUAAAGAGUUGUCUUCAGCUUGUUGAAAGCUUUCCCAGAGAUUUUCCAGAAGACCUUGAGAAAUAUAUCAGUAAUCCUUUGACAGCCUACAAGUUAGUGAGAAGACUGAAGAGUGAGUGGAUGAUGGUGGAAAAAGUAACCAAACUGAGUCCCGCACCGGAGUUUUUGGAUAGUUUAUCAGUAAAAUUCCAGCAGAUCCCCAGUGACGAGGAUCUGGAUGGAGUCGCACUGGGCCUGGUGAGAUUACAGGAAACCUACAGACUGCAGCCAAAGAACAUACUUGAAGGAGGACUCAUGGAACUGGGGACCAUGGAGACUUUAAGUCCUGACGAAGCCUUCCACGUUGCAACAGUUGCUCAUAAAAACCUGAAGUUCCACUACGCCUUCUUGUGGGUGCAGGAAGCUCUUAAACAGCUGGAAGAAGGCAGCGUGGCCAGGGUCACCAAGAAGGAGGUCAUCAACUUCCUGGCCCCGUUCAGCUUUCAGAUGGGUGACCUGGCACAAGCCAUAGAUCUCACAGAGCAGUUGCUGAAACUGGAUCCCAACGAUUUCAAUGCAGCGAACCAUUUGAAAUUCUAUAAACACAUGAAAGAGAGCAUUCAGAGGAACAGGACUGAAACGCCUGAUUCAGGUGCACAUAUUUAUGUGCCAAGCUUUCCGACAGAACAACAGUCAUACGAGGCCCUCUGCAGGGGAGAAGGCAUAAAAAUGACCCCCAGAAGGCAGAGGGCGCUGUUCUGCAGGUACAGCACUGGUGGUGGGAACCCUCGUCUGAUCUAUGCCCCAAUCAAAGAAGAAGAUGAAUGGGACCAACCACAAAUCACCAGAUAUCAUAACUUCAUAUCUGACAAAGAAAUUGACGCCAUAAAACGACUUUCCAGGCCAAAGCUUGCAAGAGCAAAGGUUUUAGACCACAUAACUGGGAGGAACUUUUCUGCUGAGAUUCGUGUUUCUAAAAGCACAUGGCUGACUGAAGAUGAAGACCCUGUUGUUUCCCAUGUGAAUAAAAGGAUAGCUGAUGUCACUGGUUUGGAUAUGCAGAUGGCAGAGGAACUGCAGGUUGCGAACUAUGGCAUUGGAGGGCAAUAUGAACCACAUUAUGACUCAAAGCUGGCUAACAACUCCGAGUUAGAGGCAGUUGGGGGUAGGAUCGCAACCACCUUGAUCUAUAUGUCUGAUGUUAACAUGGGAGGAGCCACUGUGUUUCCUACCAUUGGAGCUGCCCUACAACCCAAGAAGGGUUCUGCGGUGGUUUGGUACAACCUUUUGCAAAAUGGACAGGAAGAUCAGAGAACCCUACAUGCAGCAUGCCCUGUGCUUGUGGGCAACAAAUGGGUCUCCAACAAGUGGAUCCGGGCACGGGGCCAGGAGUUUAGGAGAAGGUGUGCUUUAUCAGAGUCUGAAUGA
Messenger RNA from Megalops cyprinoides (Indo-Pacific tarpon), 1491 nucleotides. Its product is annotated as prolyl 4-hydroxylase subunit alpha-2. The coding region runs from base 1 to 1491 and encodes 496 amino acids. The transcript is spliced from 13 exons. Gene Ontology annotation, cellular component: endoplasmic reticulum. Gene Ontology annotation, biological process: peptidyl-proline hydroxylation to 4-hydroxy-L-proline. NCBI's taxonomy places the organism in Eukaryota, Metazoa, Chordata, Actinopteri, Elopiformes, Megalopidae. The record is from RefSeq and is a predicted model, not a curated record. Gene Ontology annotation, molecular function: iron ion binding; procollagen-proline 4-dioxygenase activity; L-ascorbic acid binding.